AUGACGGGAAUCUAUGUUCUGGUCGCUGCUGUCUUACUCUGCGCUCCACCAGCAGGUGGUUAUACAUACCAGAUGAUGUAUGACUGCGAGUACGGCAGCAACACCACAGAAAUGGUCUUCUUUGUUAAAAAUGUGUUUAACCAGAAGCUUAACACCAUGUACGACUCCAGAGUAGGAAAAUAUGUCGGCUAUGGAGAAUACGGGAUGAUAAACGCAAACCAUUUUAACAGCCAGCGCUGGAAGAUGUUCUUAAGAAGAGCUCAAGUGGAGAUUCUCUGCAGAUACAAUGCACGAUUAUUCAGAAGAAGCACACUGGAUAGAAAAGUGCCUCCAAUUGUCAAAGUCCAUCAGACGAAGCCGGCGGACUACGGGGAGCGGUCCAUGCUUGAGUGCAGAGUUCUGGGUUUCUUUCCUCAGGAGGUGAAGGUGAGAUGGCUGAGGGACGGAGAGGAGGUCACCAGCGAUGUGUCGUCCACUGAUGUCAUGGCCAACGGGGACUGGAGCUUCCAGCUUCACUCGUACCUGGAGCUGACACUAAGGAGAGGGGAGCGGGUGACCUGCUUGGUGGACCACAGCAGCCUGAUGAACAGCCUGGAGGUGGACUGGGACCCGACUCCGCUGGACACCAAACACCUGAAGAAGUCCGUUGGGAUCAUCUUCUUCUUUAUCGGCUUCGCUGCAGCUGCUGCUGGAGGCGCUUACUACAGGUGGAAACGGAGGUCUGACUUCUCUCCGUUAGGCAGACAAGGACAAACACCUCCAUCUGAUCUCUCAGAGUUUUAA
This is a messenger RNA of Scomber japonicus (chub mackerel), 783 nucleotides long. Its product is annotated as class II histocompatibility antigen, B-L beta chain-like. Gene Ontology annotation, molecular function: MHC class II protein complex binding. Lineage: Eukaryota; Metazoa; Chordata; Actinopteri; Scombriformes; Scombridae. Bases 1 to 783 code for a protein of 260 amino acids. Gene Ontology annotation, cellular component: membrane; MHC class II protein complex. Gene Ontology annotation, biological process: positive regulation of T cell activation; antigen processing and presentation of exogenous peptide antigen via MHC class II; peptide antigen assembly with MHC class II protein complex. The transcript has 5 exons. The record is from RefSeq and is a predicted model, not a curated record.